Molecule: messenger RNA, 1623 nt
Organism: Cladocopium goreaui
Lineage: Eukaryota; Dinophyceae; Suessiales; Symbiodiniaceae
Source: the annotation of a GenBank genome assembly
AUGGCGAGCCCAAGAGCACGUGAAGCUGCCAGUGUUUUCGCUGGAAACAUAGACAAGCAAUUUGAGAAGCUACGUCAAGAUUUGGAUCGCAAACAUAUCCGUCUAGAGAAGAUGAUUCGCAGCAGUGCCCAGCAGGUGGCAGCGGCGACCUCUGGGGCACUUCAGCACCAAUUGAUGACCAUGCAGAAGGAGAUGAUGGCAGCACAUUUCAAUCCAGGAUCAAUCCAGCCUGUGCAGGAUUCGAUGAACCAGGUUCCGCUACCAGGUCACCCUGAAGAAGCCAUUGGCGUUUUCCCUGAUCAUGUCUUGAAAUCGCGCACAACGCAGUUUUCCGUGGAGUCGGAUUUGGACUUAUUUGCAGAAGAUGCAUUCGGGGAAGUUCUCUCACCCAUGGCCACCGAUGAUGAAGAUUUAGCACGCCAACAGUAUGAAUCCAGCGGCCGCAAAAAGAAGAGACACAAAAAGGACAAAGUCAAGACGGCAUGGGAAGACGAGGCAUUGGAAGAUGACGGUGGAAAGAGACGUGCUACUACAGGAAUGACGAAGUUGCGAGAAGGGGAUGAAGAGCUACUGAAGAAAAGAGCGCAGAUGGUGCAGAGGCGCGUUAUCAAAGAAGAUGAAAUGCCACCUGGGCGUGUUUUUGCAAGGAGAAUCGUUUUCAAUCAGCGUUUUGAAUGGAUUGCUGCUGCUGUUCUGCUGGGAAACUCCAUGCUGGUUGGUAUUGAAGCGGAAUUCACGUUGAACAACUUGAAUUCUGAACCUUACUGGCUGAUUCGACUGUUUGACAUCAUCUUCAGCGUCUGCUUCACCAUAGAGCUUUUCCUUCGACUUGCCGCGGACCAGAAGUUCUUUGUUUCGUGCUACAAUCCUGCUUUGCAUUGGAAUAUUUUGGACAUCAUCCUGGUUCUGUCAACCUUUGUUGAGGAGAUCAUCAACAUUGUCGAAGCCAAUCGACCUGAGAUCGAUGUGUCAGUCUUACGAAUGCUGCGGAUGGUGCGCUUGUUGCGCGUUGCUCGAAUUGUUCGAGUUGUUCGCUUCUUCAACGACCUUCGGGUCAUGGUCAAUGGAAUCAAAGCUUCAUCCAGAGCACUGCUUUGGGCAGUUGCUCUCCUUCUUCUUGUGACAUAUGUAUUUGGAGUCACUUUCAUGCAGCUCUCAGCGGCGCACUUGACUGGUUCAAAUGGACAAGACAGCUUGCUGAUUACAUAUUAUGGAACGCUGUCUCGAACGAUAUUGACGCUUUUCAUGACCAUCUCAGGUGGAAUGCUAUGGAAUGAAGCUUUGAGACCUUUGAGUGAAAUCCAUUGGGUGGUCGACAUUCUCUUUUUGUUCUACAUCUUCUCCACCGUCUUCUGCUGCCUGAAUAUCAUGACCGGCAUUUUUGUGGACAACGCGCAGGUGAGCAAGAAGACAGAUGAGACCGUUGUUCGCCAGGAGUGGGAGAAGGAGAGACGACAAUGGAUUGCAGAUGCUGCAGAGCUGUUCUACAAAGUGGACUCCGACGACACAGGGGAAGUGACAAAGACUAAGCUGACAAGCAAUCUCUACACGGACAAAGUCCAAACUCUCUUGCGCCCCAAAGCCGCACAGAGACUGUUAGAGGAGCAGACCGAUGGAUCAUGA